Messenger RNA from Pocillopora meandrina, 1534 nucleotides. The record is from the annotation of a GenBank genome assembly. Lineage: Eukaryota; Metazoa; Cnidaria; Anthozoa; Scleractinia; Pocilloporidae.
AUGUAUAGUACGUGGUUAACUCACCCGCACAUUAUGUUGGUAUGUACAGUAACUCUCCAUAAAGAGGCGUCAUCUUCCAGAAGUCUUCAGCGUGAUUCACGUUUUCGUUUCGCUCAUUUUAUCGACCAUCUUUUUCACAUUCUUGAUGUACCUGAGCUUGAAUCCAUUCAUGUCAGGGAUCGAAGAGUUUGUCUGCUUUAUUGUCUAAGAGAUAAGCGAUGUUUCUCAACAAACCUUGCUGCUAAACCUGAUAUCAAUGGUAACUAUGUUUGUGAGCUGCUUCCCACAGACAAGUAUAACGCUUCUGACAGCUUUAAACCAAGUCAACACUUUAAUCACUACAGUGCCAAGGUAUCGCAUACGCCAUUUUGCUUUUUUAUAAGUUUUAUUUAUUACAGUAAUGAUAAUGACUUCCCUUAAUUUCAUGAUUCGGCAAUCGCUGCGGUAAGAUAACAUUACCCACUUCAAAAAAACAAUUUUGAAUAAGGUAUUCUGACCUGAUCGAACGGGUCAGUGGCGAAAUAUUUUCAUGUGAUAGUUGUAUAGCCUCGCUAUACAAUUUGCGUGGUUCCAUACGUGGUCGAUUGAAUUAUUUCAAUUCCAACAUGAGAGGAAGCAAAACACUGAAUACAUCAGAAAAAAACUUCCACACCAAAAGCAAAUAUUUUGGUAAAGAAAGCGCAACAAAACUUCAAAUGUUUCUUCACAGACUCCAUGUUUAUCGAACCCCUGCCAGAAUAACGGCAGCUGUCGAGCUUUGUAUUACCUCGAACAUUUCUGGUGUGAGUGUCUUCCAAAUUACUCUGGCAGAUAUUGUGGUGAGUUUAAAUGAGGUCUGCUUAAGCCGCAGUGUUGUAUUUUGAUGUCCUUUCUUUUUUUCAGCAAUUAGUUUAUGAGAUGUUCAACACGUUGUUCUUUAAAUGUUCUCCCAUGGACAUGACUAUCAGAAAAAGUAGAAUAUAUCAUCAAAGGUUGAACGGCUACUGAGGCACUUACGUUAAAGCGACAAAUUGAGCUAAGGGAACUUGAAUAAUCGCAAGACAUCUCAGAACAGGUGCAUGUUUGAUGAGGUAGUAAUAUGUCCUUAUCAUCAUUAUUUUCCUUUCUCGUAGAGAAAUGGCUGGUUGAACUACCUUACAAUGUUUGCAUGUAUGGAUUAAGCGAUAGACCGGGAGUAUUCUUCACACAUUUGGCCGGUAAAAUCUAUUUUAUAAGGCUUGUUCACAUCUCUGGUUCUGUGGGUUGUGCGAUUAGGCAAAAAGCGAACUGGGGUUGUCAUUCGAACAUCGGAACCAUUCUCACAGAUAAAGAUAAAAACGUUGUUUACCCAGAAGAUCAGAGAGCUCGUGCUUACCAGCUCUUUGGAUUUUCAAAGAAUUCCCCUGAACUGAUGCUAAAAUUCACCACUCCACUGGUGGUAGCCGCUGGUCAGGAAUAUCAGGUGUGGUUUUUGGAGGACCUAACUGACAUUUACGAAGGCAAUAACAACCCUGGACCAUCCUGCAUGAAGGUCAUUUAUUUGUUCAGCUUAUGA